Molecule: messenger RNA, 324 nt
Organism: Paramecium sonneborni
Lineage: Eukaryota; Ciliophora; Oligohymenophorea; Peniculida; Parameciidae
Source: the annotation of a GenBank genome assembly
AAAUUCUUGUACCAGGAAUGAAUGUAUUAUAAAUUCCUUUUUCAUUUGUUCCCAGAGAAAUCACUUGUUAUUAUGCGGAAAUAAUUAUUUAAAUGAAUGAAAAGAUAUCUUGAACUUUUCCUAUAAAAGGAGUAACAGAAAGCAUUUCUAAUUGAACUUUAUUUCAUUUUAAAGCUAAAUGUAGAGAAAAGUGGGAAGAUGAAAUUAAAAUCGGUCUUUAAGGAAUUGCUUAAACUUUAUAAGCUGAUGAUAAAUUUGAUUUUGAAUUGGCUAAUAUUCCAGUAGAUUUAAACAAUUAAUAUUAUUUAUUAAUUUGGAUUUUGA